Messenger RNA from Aspergillus calidoustus, 1098 nucleotides. The record is from the annotation of a GenBank genome assembly. NCBI's taxonomy places the organism in Eukaryota, Fungi, Ascomycota, Eurotiomycetes, Eurotiales, Aspergillaceae.
AUGAGCCCAACUGAUCGCCUGAGCAAAGUCCUUAGUACCCUUGCUGGCCAAGGCGCCGUCCAAAAUCCCAAUGAACUCCCCUGGAACCCGGAUUCCGCGCGGUUCCCCUCUCGCAGUGAACUGCCCAAGAUCCCUGGGGCCCCGGAGGAUGCAGCUUGGGUAUGGGGAAAGGAUGACCAGAUUGGCCGGUUGAACCUCCUCACUCCGGCUAGAGUGAAGGCUGCGGCGGCGGAAAUCAAGACUGGGGAGAUGGUUCGGUUGGACCUCCCUGCCGACGUGCCGAAGACGCCGGCGUUUGGACGUGAAGUCUUCCAGCAUAAGAUCAAGCCCUUGGGCAGUGGAGUUGGCUACGAUGAUUUGUAUAUCAUGAAUACGCAGAGCGGAACUCAGUGGGAUGGAUUCCGACAUUUCGCCCACCUCAGCACAAAAUGCUUCUACAACGGCGCCACAGCCGCCGACAUCGACGGCCCCUCCCCAACAACCCGCUGCAGCAUCCACCACUGGGCAACCCACUGCAUUGCCGGCCGCGCAAUCCUCCUCGACUAUCGGCACUACGCGCAAACCCAUUCAAUCCAAUACGACCCCUACACGAGCCACGCAAUCUCGCACGCCGACCUAACCGCCUGCGCCGCGUUCCAGGGCCUCGACAUCCGGCCCGAGUCCGCCGGCGGCGACAUCAAACCCGGCGACAUCCUCCUCGUCCGCUCGGGGUUCGUCCAGCGGUACAACGAGCUUUCACCCGGUGAACGCGAGGCCGCGGCGCUCCGCACGCACGGCGAUCUCCGUUGGGCGGGGCUGAAGCAGGAAGAAGAGGUGCUGGAUUGGUUGCAUGACUGUUACUUUGCGGCCGUUGCGGGGGAUAGUCCGACGUUUGAGUGUUGGCCUGUCACGGCGACGGAGGGCGGGAGGGGCAAGAUUGGGUUUAUGCAUCAGAAUAUUUUGGCGCUUUGGGGGAUGCCCUUGGGGGAGAUGUGGGAUUUGGAGGCGGUUGCGGAGGUGUGUAGACGGUUGGGGAGGUGGACUUUUUUCUUGACCAGUGCGCCGGCGAAUGUUGUUGGUGGUGUGAGUUCUCAUCCAAAUGCUACGGCUAUCUUUUAA